Molecule: messenger RNA, 855 nt
Organism: Myripristis murdjan (pinecone soldierfish)
Lineage: Eukaryota; Metazoa; Chordata; Actinopteri; Holocentriformes; Holocentridae
Product: myeloid-associated differentiation marker-like
Exons: 1
Coding region: 1-855 (284 amino acids)
Cellular component (GO): membrane
Source: RefSeq, a predicted model, not a curated record
AUGGCGCGUGUGGAUGUGCGGUCCGUCACCCAGCCUGUGGGCGUCAUGCGCCUUGCGGUGACCAUUCUCACCUGUCUUUCUUUCAGCCUGGUGGCAAAGGUGGGGUAUGUAUCAUCCUCCUACUGGGCGUGGUGUAUGUUUACCUGGUGCUUCUGCUGCUUCUUCACCCUCCUCAUCAUCGUCCUGGAGUUCACCACUCUCAGCACCAAGGUACCCUUCUCCUGGGAUGACUUUACUACUGCCUUUGCUAUGCUGGCCACCCUCAUGUGCCUUGUCGCCUCAAUCAUCUAUCCCACCUUUUUCACCUGCAAGACCUGCUACUACCAGAUCGGUGCCACUGUAGUGUCCUGGGUCUGUUUCGGUGUGUAUGCCGGCGAAGUGGCCCUGACCCGUCUUCGUCCUCGCGGGCAGAACAGCGGGUUCCUCUCCACUCUACCUGGCAUUUUUAAGAUGCUGGAGACCUUUGUGGCCUGUCUUAUUUUCACCUCCCUGGAGCCAGGCCAGUACUCUGGUGUCCCAGAGCUCCAGUGGUGUGUGGCUGUGUACUCCCUGUGCUUCAUUUUCACCAUCCUCAUUAUCGUGCUCAGCACAGGACAGCUGCUCUCAUUUGUUCCAUUUGCCUUUGACAAGCUGGUAACAAUCUAUAAUGUGGUGGCAGCACUUAUGUACAUGACGGCCUUGGUGGUUUGGCCACUCUACAGCUUGCACAAGAACAGCAGACCCAGUGCCUGUGGCUACCCUUGUGCCUGGGAUAAAUUGGUGGUGGUCACCUUUAUGACAAUUGUCAACGUUAUUGUUUACACCUUGGACGCUGUCUUCUCUGUAUGGAAGGUGUUUCUCACCAGGGACCCCUGA